Molecule: messenger RNA, 2607 nt
Organism: Zingiber officinale
Lineage: Eukaryota; Viridiplantae; Streptophyta; Magnoliopsida; Zingiberales; Zingiberaceae
Product: L-type lectin-domain containing receptor kinase VIII.1-like
Exons: 2
Coding region: 104-2368 (754 amino acids)
Biological process (GO): protein phosphorylation
Cellular component (GO): plasma membrane
Molecular function (GO): protein kinase activity; carbohydrate binding; ATP binding
Source: RefSeq, a predicted model, not a curated record
UCCUUCCCUUUCCCUUUCCUUUCUGCUCCCUUCUGCUUUCUCUCCGAGCUGCGUCUUCUCUCGCCUUCCGAUGAUGCUAUGCGCCGACGAGUAGGCGCCGACAAUGCUGUUCCCGAGGCUGAUCGUUUUGCUGCCGGUCGUCGUGCUUCUGGUGUCCGCGUGGACGGUUAGAUGCGGCGAGGCGGUGGAGUUCAACUUCCGGUCCCUCACAUUGGGGAGCCUCAAGUUGAUCGGCGACGCGCAUCUGAAGAACAACAGCAUCCGCCUCUCACGUGACCUCCCCGUCCCCAACUCCGGCGCCGGCCGCGCCCUCUACGCCGAGCCCGUACGCGUCCGCCACCCCACCACUCGACUGGCGCUCCCGUUCUCCACGUUUUUCUCCUUCUCCGUGGUGGAUCUCAACCCCUCCUCCGACGGAGGAGGCCUCGCGUUCCUCCUCGCCCCCGACGACGAUUCCGUCGGCGACGCCGGCGGGUUCCUUGGCCUCUUCAACGCCACUCCCGGCGGCUCCCCCGACGUCGAUACGGCCUCCGUUGUCGCUGUCGAGUUCGACACCAACAUGGAUGUUGAGUUCGAGGACAUCAAUGGGAACCACGUCGGGGUGGACCUCGGAAGUUUGGUGUCGGCGCGGGCCGCAGACCUGGACUCGACCGCGAUUGACCUCAAGAGUGGAGACCUCAUCAACGCGUGGAUCGAGUACGGCGGUGCCUCCGCGGGAGGGCUGCUCGAGGUCUUCGUCUCCUACUCCACGCCUCGCCCCGUCGUUCCUGUACUCUCCUUCGAGGUGGAUCUCGGCAAGUAUUUGAACGAAUUUGCUUUCGUCGGCUUCUCCGGAUCCACUCAAGGGAGCACUGAGAUCCACAGUGUCGAGUGGUGGAGCUUCUCCUCUCCCUCGAUCGAUGCUGCCCCGCCUUCAACGCCGCCCUCUCUGCCGCUGCCGCCGCCUGCCCCACCCAUAUUUCCCUUCUCAGUCUCCCCGCCGCCGCCCUCCCUGGCAGCUUCCGCCCCUUUGCCUAUCGUCGCCCAAGGACCGAGCAUCGGCACAGUGCGGCCAUCGUCAGGCUCGCCGUGUCAGAACAACGGAUUGUGUCGUCAGGGCCCCGCUGCCGUCGCCGGCGUGGCUACGGCCGGUGCGUUCGUCGUCGCAGCGGCAGUCGCCGGCGUCGGAUUCUGGGUAUUCACCCGGAGGUCCAAGUCUCCUAAGAGAUGGGAGAGCUUGGCUGGGACUUCCGAAAUCGUGAACAAUCCGAGGGAGUUCAGUUACAGAAUGCUCCUCAUUGCAACUCGGAACUUCGAUCCAGACCGCAUCAUCGGCCACGGGGCCUUCGGCACCGUCUACAAAGGGAUAAUCGCAGAGACCGGCGCAAUGGUGGCCGUCAAAAGAUGCAUCCAAAACGGCAGCAGCACCAGCGACCAGCUGGCGAGAGAAGAAUUCCUCUCGGAGCUUUCCAUCAUCGCCGGCCUCCGACACCGGAAUUUGGUCCGUCUUCAAGGUUGGUGCCACGAGAAGGGCGAAAUCCUCCUGGUCUACGACUACAUGAUCCAUGGGAGUCUCGACAAGGCUUUGUUCGAUCCAGAGGCGGUCCCUCUGGGAUGGCGGCACCGGAGAAAGAUACUGACAGGUGUGGCUUCCGCGCUCGCCUACCUCCACCGCGAGUGCGACCGCCAAGUGAUCCACCGCGACGUCAAGUCAAGUAACGUGAUGCUCGACGAAGGCUACCACGCCCGGCUCGGCGACUUCGGCCUUGCCCGCCAAGUCGAGCACGACAAGUCACCAGACGCCACUGUAACGGCCGGAACGAUGGGCUACCUCGCACCGGAGUACCUCCUCACAGGCCGUGCAACCGAGAAGACCGACGUCUUCAGCUUCGGCGCCGUAGUCCUCGAAGUGGCCUGCGGCCGUCGCCCCAUCGACGGCGACAACGACAACAAUCCCACUAUAGGCGGCGCCGGCAGCAGCAUCAGGAGAUGCAGCAAUCUGGUGGAAUGGGUGUGGGGUUUGCACGGCGACGGGAGAAUACUAGAAGCGGUGGAUCCCCGACUGGAAGGCGAAUUUGACGAGGGGGAGAUGAGGAGACUGCUACUGGUCGGCUUAGCCUGCUCGAGCCCGGACUCCUUGACGAGGCCCGCCAUGAGGAAUGUGGUGCAAAUGCUCAACGGCGAGGCCGAUCCACCCUUCGUGCCGGCGUCGAAGCCAUCAAUGGGUUUCAGCACCAAUCAACAGUUGCUUCUAAGUCUCCAGGACAGCGUCUCCGACUACAACGCCAUGGGGCUGAGCCUAUCCAUGUACUCAUCAUCUUCUUCCUCCUCUUUAAGGAGCACACUGAGAUGCGGCGGCACCGGCACCGGCACCGGCGACGAGCCUUAGGCUCUGAUAAUCGUGUGUGAAGAUGUUUUGUGACAAGAACACGAAAGCCUCUGGUCUUCCAUAUUGCCGUUGGAGAAGUUUCAAUGUUUAAAAUGGCACGAGGUCGCUCUUAAUGCCCAGUAUUCUUUCCCUUCUAGCUCAGCUUACUCUCAACCCCCAAUUUAACCGGAACAAUCUCUCGGAUGCUCCUUCGCUCCUCGGCUCUGUAGUGAUGAAGAAGCCAUUGAGUAAUGCACUUG